Funneliformis mosseae is the source of this 1368-nucleotide messenger RNA. Lineage: Eukaryota; Fungi; Glomeromycota; Glomeromycetes; Glomerales; Glomeraceae. The record is from the annotation of a GenBank genome assembly.
AUGUCAUUCUUUCCCGAAUAUCCUCCAAACCUUUCUAAUGACAAUUUACAAUCUUUACAAGAAUUAGCAAUAGAUUGGUCACUUUCUCAUGGUUUAGUAAUACGUCCACCAACUAACCUUGCACUUUCUAAUAACUCUUCGGUUAUGCAUGCACCUAUAUCUUUAUUUCCCUCACCUUUUCCAAAAAAAACUUUUUACCAAGCUAUAGAAUUACAACCCGUAUUUAAUCUUUUAUUCCAUAAAUUGUCUCGAAAUCAUGAAUUUAUUACUCAAGUUAUUGAGGAGGUAACUAAAGUCGAUGAUUUUAUUGAUGAACUUUAUAAAAUUUAUCUAAAAAUAAAAGAAGAAGGAAUUGCUCAGCCAAUUUCUCUAGGAUUACAUAGAUCCGAUUAUCUUUUACAUGUUCCACAAGAUGCAUCAGAAGCUAACGUUUUGCAAGUUGAAUUUAAUACCAUUUCUUCCUCUUUCUCUAGCUUAUCAUUUCUAACUGGAGAAUUACACAGAUAUUUAUUGGAAUCCACCAAAUAUUUUAAUUCUUCAGAAUUAUUAAAGAUUGAUUCGUUACCAUUAAAUGAUGCAAUGACAAGCUUCCCCAAAGGUAUUGCAAAAGCUCAUGAGCUUUAUGGAUCUCCAAAUCAUAAAAUACAUAUUAUACGUAAAACACUCGCAGAAAUAGAUCAACAAGGAAAAUUAGAUCCCGAAACUCAUGCAUUAAUAAUAGAUGAUAAAGAAAUUUCAGUUACAUAUUUUCGUUCAGGAUAUGCGCCCGAACUACAUCCUACAAAGAAAGAAUGGGAUGCUAGAUUAUUGAUUGAACGUUCGAAAUCUAUUAAAUGUCCAACAGUUGCAUACCAGCUUGUUGGUACUAAAAAAGUUCAACAGGUUUUGGCCAUGCCUGGAGUUUUAGAAAAGUAUGUGACCAAUGCAACAGAUGCAAAGAAGCUUAGAGCAAGCUUUGCAGGUUUAUAUCCAUUAGAUUCUUCAUCUGAAGGUGAGGCAGCUGUAAAGCUUGCCUUAGAAAAUCCCGAACGGUUUGUGAUGAAACCACAACGAGAAGGCGGAGGGAAUAAUAUAUAUACAAAGGAUAUCCCACCUAAAUUAUUAGAAAUUUCUACAUCAGAAAGAUCAUCGUAUAUUUUAAUGGAUUUAAUACAACCACCUUCGAUGAGAAAUAUUAUUCUAAGGCAAGGUGAAUUAGUUAAAGGUGAAAUGAUCUCUGAAUUAGGAAUUUAUGGCGUAUUUAUUGGAAAUGAUGAUGUUAUUGUUAAUGAGAUUGGAGGUCAUCUAUUGAGAACUAAAGGAAGAGAAACUAAUGAAGGUGGUGUAGCAACUGGGUUUGCUGUUAUUGAUUCACCUCUAUUAGUUUAA